Messenger RNA from Brachypodium distachyon (stiff brome), 722 nucleotides. Its product is annotated as protein FLOWERING LOCUS T. The transcript is spliced from 4 exons. The record is from RefSeq and is a predicted model, not a curated record. NCBI's taxonomy places the organism in Eukaryota, Viridiplantae, Streptophyta, Magnoliopsida, Poales, Poaceae. Bases 92 to 640 code for a protein of 182 amino acids.
UCAUCAGCACCAUACAUAGAUAAACCAAAUAUAAGUUGCUAGCUAUAUACACAAAUAUAUACACACAGAUAUAAAUAUACUAGCUAUAGAAAUGUCGAAUGACUCCUUGAUUACGGGAAGGGUGGUAGGAGACGUGCUGGACCCCUUCCGUAGCACCGUGGAUCUCGAGGUCCUGUUCAACGGCAGGCCCAUCGUCAACGGCAAGGAGUUCCGCACGCCGGCGGUCUCGGACAAACCGAGGGUCGAGAUCGGAGGCGAGGACCUCAGCGUAACAUAUACACUAGUCAUGGUGGAUCCCGACGCCCCUAACCCGAGCAAUCCAACCUUGAGGGAGUAUUUGCACUGGAUGGUGACCGAUAUCCCAGCAUCAACAGAUGACACGUACGGGCGUGAGGUGGUGUGCUACGAGAGCCCGGCCCCGGCGACGGGGAUCCACCGCAUGGUGCUGGUGCUGUUCAGGCAGCUGGGCCGGGACACGGUGUUGCCGCCGUCUAUGCGCCACAACUUCAACACGCGGGCCUUCGCCCGCCGCUACAACCUCGGCGCCCCCGUCGCCGCCAAGUACUUCAACUGCCAGCGCCAGGCCGGCUCCGGAGGGCCCAAGUUCACCGGCCCAUAUACCAGCCGCCGCCACCCAUGAAGUAUCAAGACUAUUAUGAAUAAACGAAUAAAAACGUAUGCCUAGCUAGCUAGCAUCACCUAGACAUAUAAUCAUAUUUGUA